CCCAGAUUAUUUGUCCCGACCCCCCAUGAUAAAAUGAGUUACGAACGUGUACACAUAGUUCGUUCCUUGAGAGACACCGUGGCUUGCAAACGAGCGAAUCAUCGCAGUUGCUCAGUGUUUGGAUUUACAAAACCUCGAAAAAGCCAGCUCAUCAAUUGCUUACAUUCAGCAGCUUCUCUCAAGGGAUGUUGCAUGCCAGACAGAAAACCUGGAAACGCAUAUUUGUAGGCACAAAGCUAUCCUUAAAGUCUAUUCAGCCCCAUUUUAAAAGUGAAGACUGCGAUGCCUUUAGAGACCGUAGCACUCAUCUCAACGCCACCUCAGAGAUUCUGGGUGUGGACGCCCCUGGCUCCUCCCACAUGUCCAGCCACAGCGAGGAGCUGAAGAUUCUGAGCGUCUACGGAAAAGGGGAGGGCCCUCUGGCGGUGGAGGACCAUGACACCCUCUUCACAGCGUCAGAAGUGGAGGCCCUGAACUCGCUGUCUGCGGACCACAGCGAGGCCAAGAGCCUGGAGCGCGGCGAGCGGCUGGUCUGCCACGAGGAGCUGAGUGUGCAGCAGACCCCAGACACCAUUUCAAUCAAAGUUGAAGAGGAUAUUGGUGGAGGCUUGCCCGCCGCAGAAGACUGUGAUGCCUUUGGAGACCGUAGCACUCAGCGCAACGCCACCUCAAAGAUUCUGGGUGUGGACGCCCCUGGCUCCUCCCACAUGUCCAGUCGUAGCGAGGAACUGCUGCAGACCCCAGACAACAUUUCAAUCAAGGUUGAAGAGGAUAUUGGUGGAGGCUUGCCCGCCGUAGAAGACGGCAAUGACAUCAGAGACUGCAGCACGCAGCGUGGCGCCACCUCGGAGAGUCUGCGUGUGGACGCCCCUGGCUCCUCCCACAUGUCAAGUCACAGCGGGGAGCUGCGCAUCCUGAGCGUUUACGGACAAGGGGAGGGCCCACUGGCGGUGGACGGCCAUGACACCCUCUUUGUCGCGUCAGAACUGGAGGUCUUGAGCUCGCUGUCCACAGGCCACAGCGUGGCCAAGAGCCUGAACUGCAGCGUGCAGCUCGUCCGCCUUGAGGAGCUGACUGGGCAUCGGGGCGGCCGCAAGGACCGGCCCGGUGUCUUGUGUGGAAAGGUUAUUCCCAACAAUGCCAAUAUGAUCGUCCACAUGAUGCCUCACUCUGAGGAGAAGCCCUACAAGUGUGACCAAUGCCCAAAGCGUUUCAGUCAUAGCUCCGCCCUGAAUAUCCACAUGAGGACUCACUCCGGGGUGAAGUCCUACAAGUGUGACCAAUGCACGAAGAGCUUCAGUCAGAAAAGCUACCUGAAGAUCCACAUGAGAACUCACUCCGGCGAGAAGCCCUACAAGUGUGACCAAUGCAUGAAGUGCUUCAGUCAUAGCUCCACCCUGAAUUUCCACAUGUCGACGCACACCGGCGAGAAGACCUACAGGUGUGACCACUGCCCGAAGUGCUUCAGUCAUGCCAGUCUCCUGAAGUUCCACAUGUCGCGUCACUCUGCGGAGAAGCCCUACAGGUGUGACCAAUGCCCGAAGCGCUACCUACGGAAAUGCGACCUGAAGAUCCACCUGAGGACUCACUCCGGUGAGAAGCCCUACAAGUGUGACCAAUGCAUGAAGUGCUUCAUUCAGAAAGGCCCCCUGAUGAGCCACAUGAAUACUCACUCCGGUGAGAAGCCCUACAAGUGUGACCAAUGCACGAAGUGCUUCACUCUGAAUGCCCUCCUGAAGCACCACAUGAGUACUCACUCCCUUGAGAGGCCCUACAAGUGUGACCAAUGCAUGAAGUGCUUCAAGCGGACAGGCGACCUGAAGAUCCACAUGAAGACUCACUCCGGGGAGAAGCGCCACAUGAGGACUCACUCCGGGGAGAAGCCCUACAAGUGUGACCAAUGCACGAAGUGCUUCUGUCGGAAAGGCCCCCUGAAGCGCCACAUGAUGACUCACUCUGGGGAGAAGCCCUACAAGUGUGACCAAUGCACGAAGUGCUUCUGUUGGAAAGGCCUCCUGAAUAUCCACAUGAGGACUCACUCUAGGGAGAAGACCUACAGGUGUGACCAAUGCACGGAGCUCUUCCAACGGAAAUGCGACCUGAAGAUCCACCUGAGGACUCACUCCGUUAAGAAGCCCGUUAAGAAGCCCUACAAGUGUGACCAUUGCAUGAAGUUCUUCAGUCAGAGAGGCACGAUGAUUAUCCACAUGAGGAGUCACUCCGAGGAAUAUCCCUACAGGUGUGACCAAUGCCCGAUGCGCUUCACUCAAGGUUGCUUCCUGAAGGACCACAUGUUGACUCACACCGGCAAUAAGCCCUGCGUGUGUCUGGAGUGCAACGCCAGCUACAGCGACCCAAGCAGUUUGCGUUUGCACUUGCUCAAAGCACACUUUGACGCAAGGUAACGGGACGCUUUGAUUGAGACCUCUGUCUGGUAUUGGUUUAAAUGACUGCUUUUAGUUUUUCUUUUGAUCACGAUUAAACGCUUUCUUCUCUUGAUUCGCUUUCUGUUGUUUUUAUUAAUUGAUGUCUGUGUUUAAUAACUUAUUUCUAGGACACUUCUGACAGCAAAAUAUUUGAUUCAAUGUAGAGCUUGAUCAGGGGAAGAUACAGUCAGCAAAGUUGCCAAGCAUACAGUCAAUGAGACGAUGGGUGUACAUGAUUCUUAUAGGAAACGUUCACAUCGUGGGUAAAUACAAAGGAAACAAAGGUCAGGGGGAGGGGCCUUCGUGGAGUUUAGGAUUGGCCAGAGGAGGGACCAAGUUAAAUUGCAAUUCACAGGCUGUUUCCCAAUGUCAAGGAAGCAUGCUCAACGGCCGCCCUUUUAAGGACGCUACGUCAUCGAACGUC
Messenger RNA from Gadus chalcogrammus (walleye pollock), 2850 nucleotides. RefSeq names its product zinc finger protein 431-like. Gene Ontology annotation, biological process: regulation of transcription by RNA polymerase II; central nervous system development. NCBI's taxonomy places the organism in Eukaryota, Metazoa, Chordata, Actinopteri, Gadiformes, Gadidae. The transcript has 7 exons. The record is from RefSeq and is a predicted model, not a curated record. The coding region runs from base 186 to 2405 and encodes 739 amino acids. Gene Ontology annotation, molecular function: DNA-binding transcription factor activity, RNA polymerase II-specific; RNA polymerase II cis-regulatory region sequence-specific DNA binding. Gene Ontology annotation, cellular component: nucleus.